CCGAGAGUGCCAGUAGUUGAGAGAACGGUGGUCGUCUUUGUAGGUGUGUCGCUUGUUUUUUUCCUCUCCGGUCGCACAUCAAUAAUGCCGUUGGGAGCCGCCUCCGAGGGGCCGAAGUGUGACGAGUGCCCGGUUCCGGCCGUGAAAACGCCCCGUUCCGCGUUCUGCGACUCCCGUACGAAAUGUUGAAAUUUUGUACGUGAGGCCGAUCCGCCAGGUACAGGGAUUCUUUCCUCAGCCAGUUUUCGAGAUUAGGAGGUCGGUUGUGAAAAAAAUGUGGAACAUGAUGUGCGACGUUAUGCCGACGAUAUCGGAGGACACGGUGAGCCAGCGGAGCUCCCAGUUUUCCGGCGAGGAUGCCAAUUUCGAGCAGCUCAUGGUUACGAUGCUCGACGAGAGGGACAAACUCGUCGACACCCUGAGGGAGACCCAGGAGAGGCUCAGCGAGACGGAGGCCAAAUUAGGAGAGGUGGAGAAGGAGAGAGACUCUCUCCAGAGACAAAUCGCCGCGACUCUGCCCCAGGAAUUCGCCACUUUAACAAAGGAGUUGAACCAAGCAAGGGAACAACUAAUAGAAAGAGACGAAGAGAUCCAAGAGCUCAAAGCGGAAAGAAACAAUACGAGAUUGCUUCUUGAACAUUUAGAGUGUCUUGUCUCGAGGCACGAAAGGUCCCUCAGGAUGACUGUCGUUAAGAGGCAGGCGUCGUCCCAGUCUGUCGUUUCGAGCGAAGUCGAAGUCCUCAAGGCUUUAAAGAGCCUUUUCGAACAUCACAAAGCUCUAGAUGAAAAAGUACGGGAAAGGCUGAGAGUAGCGAUAGAUAAAAAUACAAGAUUAGAAGAAGAAUUAGCUAACACCAAAGAAGAGUUGCAACAGUACAAAUUAGGUAAUAUCCCUUCAGGUGGGGAAGAACUGAAACCAAUAGAAAAUGGUUCGCAAGAAUCAAACGAAAAUAAUCAAAACAACCAACAAACGGUCAAGGCAAUUCAACCGGUGACAAACGGAUCGAUCGAAACGGAUUCUGAAAAGCCAAAAUCUCCCGAAAAGCAACCACAAGUCUCAACUGAGAAACAGAACAACGAAAUCCAAAGGCAGUGGGAAAGAAAAGUAGGCGAACUCACUGGCCGAGUGGCUGAACUCGAGGAUAAUUUAACGAAGGCACAGAGAGAAUUGAGUCGAACUCAAGAUUCCAAUUCAAAACUACAAAGGGAUCUAAGGGAAAAUGUGGCCCAGAAAGAAGAUCAAGAAGAAAGAAUAGCAACUUUGGAAAAGCGGUAUUUAAGCGCCCAAAGAGAAUCGACAUCAUUGCACGAUCUUAAUGAAAAACUAGAACAAGAAUUACAGCACAAAGAAGCUCAAAUUAAACUCCAAGAGGAUAAAAUUAGGGCCCUUCAAGAGAAACUAGAAUUGUGCGAACAGAAAUUAGCGCAGUUCGCAAAAUUGCCCGAAAUGGAGGAAGAGCUUAGGGCAAGAAUGGCCGCACUGAGCCAGGUGAGGGAUCAGGCCCAAGAAAGGCAUGGCACGGCUGAAGAUAGGAUUCAACGACUUCAAGCGGAAGUGGACGAAAAGAACGCCGAGCUCGUUAGGCUGAAUCAAAGACUGAAAAUGAACGAGGAGCACAAUACAAGGCUAUCUUCAACAGUAGACAAAUUACUAUCAGAAUCCAAUGAACGAUUGCAAGUUCAUCUCAAAGAAAGAAUGCAUGCGCUAGAAGAGAAAAAUGCCUUGACGCAGGAGCUAGAAAGAACAAGAAAAAUAUUAGAAGAACAACAAAUAGAAAAGUCUGAAAUUGUGAAAGAGCUGAAUAAGGCAAGGCUGGAAAUUGACAGUGUAAAAAGGCAGAUGCUCCAGCAGGAAAUUGCCUUCAAUAUUCAGCAAACCGACGCUUUGACAAGGAGUCUUUCGCCUUCAGCUGAUCCGACCGGUUUUGUUCAUAGUACAAGUCAUACGAGUUUUGACACGCAUUCUCUUCCGAGAAGAGCUAUCAAGUCGCGCCUUCUCCAAGACGACCCUGCAAAGGAAUGGGAAAAAUUGGAACAACAGCAUGUUCUCGGAAAUGUGCAACAAGUGUAUGACUGUAGCGAUGUCGAAGGCGAUGAUAACGACUCUUUGUUCAGCGCCGCUGAAAUUCUAUCGCCGUCAGGUCACACAGAUGCACAGACUCUUGCUCUGAUGCUUCAAGAACAGCUUGAUGCCAUUAAUAAUGAAAUCAGACUGAUACAGGAAGAGAAGCAGAGCACAGAAGCAAGAGCGGAAGAACUCGAGUCACGAGUCGGAAGUCUUGAACAUAUGAAUUUAGUCGCUCGUAGUCGAAGCCUGGAAAGAGGUUCUCCGCCUCUUUCUGGGAGGUCGACUCCAAAAUCACCUCAUAAAGACUACCUCCACAAAUAUCACACUUUACAGCUGGCACAACUGUCAAGUGAACUUUCUGAUGAGCUUCAAUCGCUUGGCGGCGCUCCGAGUGAAAGCAGUGGAGCUGCCAGCCCUCUAACUGCUCGAACUUUACGUCUUGAAAGAGUAGCUCAAGCGCUCGCUCACAGCCAGGAAGAACUUAGAAGAAAGACUGGCAUGAACUCGCUUCCCUCCGGUGGCUAUGGGCAAGCGACCCUGAGAAUGGCUCUCCCAGAUCACGCUUUGGCUCUCUAUCACAUGCCAAACAGGCCAAGUGGAUUUUCAACACCUCCUUCCCCACUGUCUUCUCGGCACAGCUCCCAGGACUCGUUGCACAAGCACGCUUCGUUGGCCGGCGGUGGAAUGCUUCAGGCGUCGCAGUCCUACAGUACACCAGCAGGCGUUUCAGCGGCGCAGCAGCACAAGCAGAAGAAGGGGAUAAAAUCAUCUUUAGGGAGAUUUUUCAGCAAAAAAGAAAAGUGUACUAAUUGCCUGUUAGACAGCUUCCGGCAGGUCAAAGGCAAAGACGGGCUUGGUAUUCCGAGCCAGGAGACCUUUACGAUGUCGUCGUCGAUGGGCGAAGCAGAUUUUGCUACAGAGGGUUCUACUCUCGGGACCAUAGGACAAAGGGCUGAUUUAGACAGAAGAAAAAAUAAAAAUUGUGUAAGACAAGGACUGUUAGCAGAAGCGAUGAAAGCCGGCACUCCGUUUGCUCUUUGGAACGGGCCGACAAUAGUCGCUUGGCUCGAAUUGUGGGUAGGAAUGCCUGCCUGGUAUGUAGCUGCUUGUAGAGCAAACGUUAAAUCGGGCGCGAUAAUGAGCGCACUUAGCGAUACGGAAAUCCAAAGGGAAAUCGGCAUCAGCAAUCCUCUUCAUCGUUUGAAACUUCGCCUCGCCAUACAGGAAAUGGUAUCACUUACUAGCCCUUCAGCACCUAAAACUUCUAGAGUGACUUUAGCUUUUGGAGAUAUGAAUCAUGAAUGGAUGGGCAAUGUCUGGCUGCCUUCACUCGGUCUACCUCAGUACAGAAGCACGUUUAUGGAGAGUCUCGUCGAUGCCAGGAUGUUAGAUUACCUUACGAAAAAAGACCUUAGAGUCCAAUUAAAAAUGAUAGAUAGUUUUCACAGAACAAGUUUACAGUUCGGAAUCGCCUGUCUCAAACGAUUAAAUUACGACAGGAAGCAACUCGAGGAUCGACGGCGGGCUUCUGACAACGAACUCACAGACGUUUUAGUGUGGUCAAAUGAAAGGGUCAUGAGAUGGGUUUCGUCUAUCGGUUUGAAGGAGUAUGCAGGCAAUUUAACUGAAUCGGGUGUUCAUGGUGCUUUACUGGCCUUAGAUGACAGCUUCGAUCAUAAAAGCAUGGCAAUGGCAUUGCAAAUACCAUCCCAUAACACGCAGGCAAGGGAACUGUUAGAAGUGGAAUUCAACAACUUGCUUUACAUGGCUACUGACCGACGUGGAGACCCAGAGAUGGGGAAGUCUUGAUAGAGUGAGGCCAAAGAAAAGUCUUUUGUAGAACAAUUCGUGUAAGAGACUGCCCUAAACAAAUACGAGAGAUCCGGCAGGUGGGGUGCAAGUUUUACGACAAUAUACUGUGCGAGCCAACCGCCUUCGGUCUGUGAUCUAGGACAAAUUUUCAGGAAAGUGUAAUUUUUUAUUUUGCAAAGUAAAAGGCCUAAUUAGUUCUCUGUUUCUGGCAUUCCACCGAAGGUGUAUGUGUGCGUUUUGACAAAAUAGAAUAGGACGAUUACAAAAAAAAUUUCUUUAUUUUUUCUUUUGUUUAUUUUAUAAGUAUUCUACUCGUGACUGUUCAGCUUGCCAAAGAUUAAAAAAUAAGGUAUUUGGGUUUGUCUUUUUAUUUUUUACAUUGUCUAUGCCAAAGUGACGAUCAUAGAUUUGUGUUUUCUGUCGGGAUUAUACAUUCAAUGAAACAAAACAAAUAAGAACAAAAAGACUAAAUUGAAAUUUAAUCUACUUUACUAGUCAAAAAACAAAUUGACUACCUCUUUUACUGUCUGCCUCAGCUUUAAAAGUAGUAAAUUCAGCCCUCUUUUUUUUUUAUUACAUAACUUACGACAAUACAGAAAUAAUAAUAUAUUAUUGCUAUUCUUCCAUUAUAUAUUGUAAUUCGCUUCAAGUUCCAAGUUGACCAUUAUGAAGAAUAAAUUUUAUAACAAUUAAAAGAAUCAUGUGAAUAAUUGUAUUGUAUGUUUCUACAUAUCGAUUAAAAUAUAUAAUAUGUAUAUUCAAGGAUGUGGCGGUUUUUCUGUUCUUUUUGUACAAUAUGUUUUCAUUCUUUUUAUUUUUCUUCUUCGAUCCUAUUCUUGUAUGACUUUUGAUUUUUAGUAAUGUGCGUUAUCACUAGCUUAAGGCCUUAAGCCUUUAUUGAGAUUAAAGAAUAUAUAUAAAGAGAAAAAUGUAUAAUAUUGUAAAUUCCAAGGGUGUGCAUUCCGCUUUGUUAUAUAGCAGUAAGUUAUAUAAAUAUAUACAUAUAUAAAUAUAAAUAGAUUUGUACAUUAAGAUAUUUAAUAAUGGUAAAAUUUUGCUGAUGGCAAAAAUUUGUUGGUGUUAUUAGAAAUAAUGUUUGUCUGUUAUUGUUAGCUAAGUUAAUAGUAAAAGGGAAAUUAAUCACAAUUUUCAUUUUGUCCUUAAGUUUAAAAGAGAAAUGACACUUUGACAAUAGGGCGUGGCUGAAUAAGAAAAAUGUGAGGGUGAAAGCAGACACGAAGCCGGCCUCAUUGUUGGUCAGGAUGUAGCAAAUAAACGAGCCUCCAUGAGGCUGCUCUGAUUUAUUUUCUGCUGUUAAUGUUUGUACAACAUCGCUCUGUUGUUGUUAAAAUUGAAUUAGUCCCCUAUAAACAAAAGAAACUACUUUUAGGCAAUAAGCUAUUUUUAUUUUUAUUUUUUUGUUUAUAAAAAUAAUAAUUUUAAAAAAUAAAGCAAACAUUGUGAGACAUUGUAAGAGGAAAAUGUCAAUGUUUCAAGUUACCUUGAAUUGUAAGGUCUAGUCUUAAUUAAAAUCCAAAACUUGAAUUUUAUCCAAAACUUCCGCCAAAAUACUAACCCUUGUACAUAACAACUUAUUUAAUUUUGAUUAUGAUGUAAUUUAAAAUAAAUCUUUAUUUAAUGGUUUGAUGGAUAUUCGGCACACCGAGCUUUUCAUAGUGGCCGAUUUGUUGAUUUUGUAUUAAUUAUUAAACAAACACGUAGUAAUGCUAUAAAAAAAACAAUAUCAUUUGCAAUUUUAAUCAA
This is a messenger RNA of Cimex lectularius (bed bug), 5644 nucleotides long. RefSeq names its product liprin-alpha-1 (gene Liprin-alpha). Gene Ontology annotation, cellular component: presynaptic active zone. Lineage: Eukaryota; Metazoa; Arthropoda; Insecta; Hemiptera; Cimicidae. The coding region runs from base 275 to 3877 and encodes 1200 amino acids. Gene Ontology annotation, biological process: synapse organization. The record is from RefSeq and is a predicted model, not a curated record. The transcript is spliced from 26 exons. Gene Ontology annotation, molecular function: protein binding.